UUCCCUUGUUGUUCAACGUUCUGUGACCUUCCAAAUAAAUACCUCCAUUCCAGUUUCUCUGUUUUUCAUUUUUGACUGCAGAUCAAGUUGCUUUUGCUGGUGUAUUCCAUUUGACAUGUCUCUUCCAUAUCAAAAGUACCAAAGUAUCACGUACAAGUACAUCAUCCCAGUCACGAUCCCCGCCUCGCGUAAAUAAGCGAGGGAGAAACCCCAGUUCUCGUCAUUGUCCCUAAGCGAAGGCAUUUGCCACGAAGUGUCAGAAGGCCAACCUUCGGUCGCAAUUACUUUCCCAGUCGCACAGUCUCCAUUGGGUUGCGACAAUCCAUUCCCACCUCGUUGGCAGUUCCCUUACCUUGCAAUGUCUCCCUGACGACACGCUUUCGAGUCUCUGAAUCCAGUCCUCCCGUUGCCAGAGAUGCCACCGAAUGCUACAAACGUACAGCCGCCGAGUGCUCAGGCUGGACGUGUACCCAAUUUGACCUAUCGAAAUGCCAGUCCUGAAAAGGACCCAGGACCACUGCGCGAUAUCUCGAACCUGAACGACGACCCGGUAUCAGACAACCACAAAGGCAAAGGGAAGGAACCAGACGUAAAAGAAGAUGCUGCCGAGGGACAAGGAAAACCUCGACUCACGAUCAAACAAUUGCGGGAGGCGGCUCAAAAUGCCGUUCAAACUCAACAAGAACAAGAAGAACAACCAACAUCACCGCAGCCACAGCAGAGGAAACGAUCUUCAAUAUUCGGUUCACUCUUCCAGGUCAAAGAACCUACACAAGUGGCUUUGAACCAGGUCGCUGCACAGAUGAAAGCCCAGCAUGGCUCGACCAAUCCCACCAAGGUUCCAAACGUGAGACUGGAGAAAAUGCCCGAGUACGUUCCCAAGGUAAACACAAAAUGGGACGGGAUACCGGAGAGCGUCAAGAAGAUAGAGAAGGAGAAGAAAGCAAGAGACAAGGGACAGGCUUCCAAGCAAGAUACACUCGGUUUCUCCGACUACUCAAUGUACCAAAACCGCGGGCGUGGACAGCUCAACAGCCGAAAUUCCAGCUCGACCACAGGAUCUUUUGGAAGUCGUGGAAGGUCGAGUGGAUCUUACAGCAAUUCGGCACGCCCUCAUUUCUAUGCUCACUCGGUCAACUCGUCUGGCGACCUGGCUUCACAGCAAAGGACAGAUCGUCCGCCCCACCGUGCUGCUUCUCUUCAUUCUCAAGCAGCCAGCAAUACGUCUGAAGCGAGCUUUCCGGGUCCCUCACCUGAAAUUCCGCGCCUGGCUGGUCUUGCGCCCAUUGAUGAGCCGCCUUCCCCCAAAUCACGACUGUCGCCAGGCAUCGAUACUGUACCAGCGCGUUCGACCUCCCCUUCAGCCACACCACAAGACAAGUCUCCCUUGGCACCGUCUGGAUGGGACUCUCUCGAUCUGUACUCCCAGCAGACUGCCGAUAUCUCGGGACGGGACAAAGUCACUCUAACAUCGUCUGGGCCUGGUGUUCUCGGGCCACCUACUGCCUUGAAGAGCACACGCAAAUCUGUGGCUUCGGGAUUCAUUGGUGGCGAGGCACGAGGACUGCUUAUCUCUGACGACGAGGAUAAUGACAAAGGGGGAGCACCCAGGUCGGACUUGCCACUCCGAAACAGGGACGCAGGUGGACGUUCACCAGCAACACCGUUGCCAGCAGGUCCCCAAAAGCCAAGUCAGGAGAAACAAAUCGACAAUUCUCGAUCAAGGCUUGCUUUGCGAUUGAGAGACGAUGAUACACCACGGGAAAUGAAGAAGUCCCCGGUUGGUAGUCCUAGACAUGCAUCUGAGAGUGGUGUGUCGAGUCCACGCACGAAGCUGUCCAAGUCUUUCAGUCUUCUCGGAAAGGGAAAAGAGAAAAAGGCGACAUGACAUUAUGUGUGUGUGUUAUGAAUCAUUGAGACUACAUUUACUUGACGACAAUCUUUUCAUCAUUGCACACUUCUGACGACAUCAACCAUUUCAGCGAUAGCGAGGGGGCAAUUUAAAAGAUGGUGUGUUUAGCAAGGCGCCUGGAGCUGGGAUGAUAUGUUUAUGCUUAUGAGCGACGAUCGUUUUAUGAGAUGUGAUGAACGGGGCAGCUGUUGCAGAUAAGUCUAUAGCACGUCGAGAAUGAUGAUAUGCUUGUUGUGUCGGUGAGCACCUACAUUGAGGCAUGUUGAAAUGCA
Molecule: messenger RNA, 2184 nt
Organism: Exophiala viscosa
Lineage: Eukaryota; Fungi; Ascomycota; Eurotiomycetes; Chaetothyriales; Herpotrichiellaceae
Exons: 1
Coding region: 416-1888 (490 amino acids)
Source: RefSeq, a predicted model, not a curated record